Panonychus citri (citrus red mite) is the source of this 3551-nucleotide messenger RNA. It is a transcript of the gene Wdr24, whose product is annotated as GATOR complex protein WDR24-like. The record is from RefSeq and is a predicted model, not a curated record. Gene Ontology annotation, molecular function: protein binding. Gene Ontology annotation, biological process: positive regulation of TOR signaling. Lineage: Eukaryota; Metazoa; Arthropoda; Arachnida; Trombidiformes; Tetranychidae. The transcript is spliced from 3 exons. The coding region runs from base 87 to 3044 and encodes 985 amino acids.
AAAGCAAAUUUGUUUAUAAAUAAAUUGUGAUGAUAUUUAUAUUUAUUUAAUUUGACUAUUUUAUUAUUAUUAUUUUGGCAGGAAUUAUGGUUCGUAAAAGUUUUCAUACGGUUGUUGAAGGUUCAGUUAAUUCACUGGCCACCAAUAAGGAUGCGAAUCAUGUUGUGGUUGCGGGACGAAAUGUACUCAAAAUGUUUGAGAUUCGUGAUGAUCUUAAUAUGUUUGUUGAAAAGAUUAACCUGAGAGUUGGUAAAAAUCAGUUUAAUUAUAAUACAAAUGAUAUUUCCUGGUCUUGGUUAGACGAGAAUCUAUUGGCAACAGCGGCGACUAAUGGAAUGAUUUAUAUUUGGAAUGUCGAACGUAAUACAAGAGGUAAAGUGGAGACUAUUUUCACUGAUCAUCGGAGGACAGUUAAUAAAAUUUGUUUCCAUCCGAGUGAAGUGACAUUACUUUUAUCUGGUUCGCAAGAUGGAACAAUGAAAUUAUUUGAUUUACGUAAAAAAGAAGUGGUAACAACUUUUCAUUCAAUGUCGGAAAGUGUUCGUGAUGUACAAUUUUCCACUUUCCGUGAAUCAGUUUUUUCUGCUGUUCAAGAAAAUGGUAAUGUACAAAUUUGGGAUUUAAGGAAAAAUGAUAAACCUGAAAGACAGUUUACUGCUCACAAUGGACCAAUUUAUGCCUGUGAUUGGCAUCCAGAGGAUAGGAAAUGGUUUGCCACCGCUGGUCGGGAUAAUACAAUUAAAGUUUGGGAUCUGUCAAAGAAGCCAAAUUGUUGUUAUUGUAUUCAAACAAUGGCCUCUGUUGCUCGAGUUGUUUGGAGGCCAAAUCGACGUAAUAAUAUUGCCAGUUCAUCUUUAAAUGUUGACUUUUCGGUUUACGUUUGGGAUAUUGAUCGUCCUUUUGUACCAUUUGCCGCUUUUACCGAACAUUCUGAUAUAACCACUGCCAUACUUUGGAGAAAUGAUCCACAUACAUUAAUUUCCGCCGGUAAAGAUGCGAUUCUUUAUCAGCAUUCAUUCAAAGAAGCUCAAAGACCCGCUAGUCAUGCAAACAAUAUCGGCCUUGAUCUCAAUAUUCAGGGUGACGUUGCCUUGGCCAUUUCUGAUUACAUCGUCUCCAAAUCAAGUAAAGAUACAAACUCAUCCACCGGGAGUGGCGGAAGCGGUGGCGGUGGUAACAAUGGCGGUGACUCGAAAAGUGAAACAAGCUCAACGAAACAUGUACCAAAAGAACCGGCGAUUAUUCAAAUGGGGAAUUCAACCUUCUUUCCAAGUAUGGCCUCGUAUGCUCUUAACGCGGUUAACUCUAAUACGAAUAUAAAUUUUUCCACUUUUACUCCAGAUAAAAUGAAUCCAUUCAAGAAGAAUUCUGAUCUUACCGAAAAGUUUAAAUGUUCAUCUUCCUCUCUACGAAUCUUUGGUAAUACCAAUGUAGAAAAAUGUCUAUCCAUGGAAUGGUUUGUUUCGACCGCUUUAAGGUACAAACUAUUCGGUAAACCCUUUACCGAACUAUGUGACCAUAAUGCUGAAGUUUCUAAAGAAUUGAAUCGAUCUCAGGUUUCCCAGACUUGGAAGAUUUUAAGGUUACUUUAUUCAUCGACAAAAAUGGCUCAGAAUAGUGGGUCAAGUGAAGUUCGACCUUUCGAUUUAUCCUCAUCAUCAGUUCUCGAUCGACCUUUGGGAGAAUCUAAAUCUCGUCAUGUUUCAAAGGGGACCAACAGCGGCGGUGGUGAGACUCGAUCUGGAAGUGGAACUGAAAAUCGUGUACCUUCAACUUCAUCGAUAAACUCAUUACUAUUAAAUCCAAUUGGAGGUUCUCGUUUAUUCAACACCGGUGAUUCAACAUCAUCUUCAACCACAAUCUUAACACCAACAACCACCACAACUACUGCAACAACAAUUAACCCAAUCGAUUUGUCAACAGAAAAUAUUAUCAAAACUCCAGUUAAUUGUGAUACAAGUGAUCAUAUAAACAUUAACCUUAAACCAUCAACAAUAACCACAACAAUUGAUUCAUCACCAUCAGGAAUUAUUGAUGAUCAAAGUGGAUUUUAUUUUGAAAGUGAAGAUCUUAGUAACUCAGUGACCAAUUUUACCACCGAUUUUGAGUUAACACCAACAACAUCAACACUAUUUGGUGGUCUUGAUGGUAAUCAUUUGUUUACUGAAUCAUUCCGAACAAUUAACGAUAGUUACCUUCUUCCAGAUUCAUUUCUAAACAGUUCACAUCAUUCAGCUCACUCAUUUCACAAUCAACAUCAUUCCUCUAAUCACCAACAAAGUAAUAAUAAUCAUCUACUUCACCACCAACCCUUUCAUACUCAAUUAGCUUCACACCUUCACCCUCAUUCUCAUCCCUCACAUCUUCUUCAUCCACAUCAGCAACAUUAUCUUCAUGAACCCGGUGGUAUUGGUCUUGGUGGUUUAUCAGAUUACGAUGAUAAUGAUUCCCUUGACGGGAUUUCCAAAGAAACUCACCAUCGAUUAUCACUUGAAGAUGAUCCAAUCGAUGAUCCUACCAAAUAUCUUCUAACCUCUAAUUUACCACCUUUACCCACAUGGAAAUUCACUGACCUGGUCAUUGAGAUGUUACAAGAUUAUGCUAACAAAGGAGACAUUCAAACAACCGUUUCCAUGAUGAUAGUUCUCGGUGAGAGAGUCAAAAAUUCACUGGAUGAAUCAAUUCAAGAAUUUUGGGUUCACUCAUAUAUUGAACUAUUAAGUCGAUUCCAACUUUGGAACGUUGUUAAUCAAAUUAUUCGAGCCUGUAAUGUACCAAAUAUCAACAGUAUUAAUCAAACAUCGACAACAAUUUACACGAGUUGUGGUAAAUGUCAAAAAGGUUCAGCAUCCAAAGUUGGUUGGCUUUGUGAUAAAUGUAAAUCUUUACCUUCCCAAUGCUCAAUAUGCCAUGAAAUUGUCAAAGGAUUGUAUAUAUGGUGUCAAGGUUGUUCUCAUGGUGGUCAUUUACAACAUAUCACUGAAUGGUUGAAAAUAAGUCGACACUGUCCAUCAGGAUGUGGUCAUCAAUGUGAAUAUACCUGAAGAAAACAUAUCAACAUUUUCAAUGGCGAAAGUUUUGUCAAUAAUUCACUUAUUGCUUCAUCCACAUACAAAUACAUAAUUAUAUUCAUAAUUAUUAUCACAAUCAAUUUAUUAUAAUAAUUAUUAUGGUUACUACUACAAGGAAACCCCUAUUUUCAUGAAGACAACAUCCAACAAUCGGAACUGAAUUUGUUUACGUUAAUUUUUUUUUCUCUCUCUCUCAAAGGAAUCAAAGUACCGAGCAAUUAACUAAUUGUCUCGUCAUUUUGUGUAAUUUUUUUGUAUCCAAUUGUUUACACUACGUUUCCUAAUUGAUCAUCAAUCGUCUCUCAUAAACGUCAUCAUCAUCUUCAUCAAUUUCAUCCUAUCUUCUUGGGUUUUUCCUUGAUAAAACUCUGCUAAUUUACUAUUAUGUAAUUAAGAUGAUGAUGAUGAUUAUAUGAUGAUUAUUUCUAUUAUUAUGUAAUAAUAAACAUAAACUCUCUCUCUCUCUCUUUCUCAUGUUAA